AUGAAGGGGCUUGAUUUCGCAAAGUCGGGGAGACGACUUGUAACUAAUUCUUCGGAUCGAACACUCCGGCAAUUUAAUUUGCCCCUCUAUCCGCCACCUUCAGCAGACGGCGCAUAUAUCGAGCAGGAGCUUGAGCCUACGUACCGCUUUAAUGAUCCAAUUAAUAAGAAUGCGUGGCACGCCAUGUCGUACAGCCCCGAUGGGGAAUGGUUGGCAGGCGGCGCUGCUGAUAAUGCAACACACAAAAUCUACAUAUGGGAUAUAACCAACGAUGGGCAAUUUGCCAUUGCAUUAGAUGGUGGUAGAGAACCUUUGCUACACGUCCACUGGCAUCCGGUCAAACCUGCUAUUGCCUCGACCACGAAAAAUGGUAACAUUCUCAUCUGGCAUUGUCCGACACCAGAACGCUGGGGUGCUUUCGCGGGUGGUUUUGAGGAGGUAGAUGAAAAUGUAGAAUACGAAGAACGGGAAGACGAAUUUGACAUCGAAGACGAAAGCGAGCUAGCAUUGCGUAAACAAAAAGCAGAGGAAGAAGAAGUGGAUAUUGAAGGGAUGACUGGAAAUGACGUUGUCAAUGAUGCUGAACAUGCGCAGCGAGUACCCGAGGAAGACGAAGACAUUGUCUGGGCGUUGGAAGAACCUGACGACGACUUACGUGGUUGGAAAAUGAAAAUCAUGAUGGAGGACGAUACAGAUAGUAAAUGA
Fibroporia radiculosa is the source of this 705-nucleotide messenger RNA. RefSeq lists its product as uncharacterized. The coding region runs from base 1 to 705 and encodes 234 amino acids. Gene Ontology annotation, molecular function: protein binding. NCBI's taxonomy places the organism in Eukaryota, Fungi, Basidiomycota, Agaricomycetes, Polyporales, Fibroporiaceae. Gene Ontology annotation, cellular component: Set1C/COMPASS complex. The record is from RefSeq and is a predicted model, not a curated record. The transcript has 5 exons.